Microplitis demolitor is the source of this 1717-nucleotide messenger RNA. It is a transcript of the gene Scamp, whose product is annotated as secretory carrier-associated membrane protein 5A. The coding region runs from base 483 to 1553 and encodes 356 amino acids. The transcript is spliced from 7 exons. Gene Ontology annotation, biological process: protein transport. NCBI's taxonomy places the organism in Eukaryota, Metazoa, Arthropoda, Insecta, Hymenoptera, Braconidae. Gene Ontology annotation, cellular component: trans-Golgi network membrane; recycling endosome membrane. The record is from RefSeq and is a predicted model, not a curated record.
UCGUCUGUCAAUACAACUCCACACUGACAUUUCACAAAAGUUUAUGUCAACCUCACCAAUAAAAUCAAAAAUUAAUAAAAUUAGUAGCUAAAUACUUUUAAACAACUCAUUACCAACCUACCCCCCUCGCGAGUGUAAAUAAAAAUAAUAAUAAUUAGUAACUAUUAAAAUAAAUUUAAAACAAAAACAAUAUAAUUUUUUAUUUUAUUUAAUUUUACCGGUUGUCUAGACAUUCAGCUGCCGAGACGUUUUAUUUAAUACACAGUACAGUCGUUAAAACUACUACAUUCUCUUUAUAUAAAUAUACCUAUAUAUAUAUAUAUUUUAUUUAUCACUCCGUAUUAAAAAAAACCGAUUAACGAAGCAAUGGGUCUAUUGUGAAUUUUAUAUAAUAAUAAUUCAAAUAUAUAUUCUAAAUUUUAAGUUAUUUAUUUGAAGUUAAUUAAUAACUUAUUGGAAUAAUUAAUAAAAAUAAAUAUAAAAUGUCUGGUUUCGAUGAAAAUCCUUUCGGUGAACCUACUAUUAAUGAUCCUUUUGCUGAUCCGGCUGUAAGAAGAGCAGCAAACACUGCGCCAACAUCGCGUGGUAUCGAGGACUAUAAUCCCUUUGCAGACCCAGUUACUGGACAAAAUAAUAAUAAUCAAACACAGCAAGUACGUGGUGCCUCAAACCCCCCGAUUUAUGGCGGUGUCGGUGCGACGCAGCAACCCGCAACUUUGCAACCGAGUCAGGAAAUCCCACCACCAAAUUACACACGUACUCCACAGCAAACUGUGACACCAACACUUGGAACUUUAUCACCUAGUGCUGAACAGAGAGCUGAAGAAGAAUGGAAAGCUAGAAGAGAAGAAGAACUAAGAAAUCCAGCUUAUUAUCGACGAAAUAAUUGGCCACCAUUGCCUGAUAAAUGUUGUUUUCAACCAUGUUUUUAUCAAGAUAUUGAUGUUGAUAUUCAUACAGACUUUCAGAGAGUUGUUAGACAAUUAUAUUAUCUUUGGAUGUUUCAUGGACUUGUAUUAAUAUUAAAUGUAAUUGGUGGUUUCGCAUUAAUGCUUUGUUACAAAGAAUUCCAAACAUUUUGUCUUGGUAUACUUUACCUAAUACUAUUUACACCAUUCUCAUUUGUCUGUUGGUUCAGACCAGCCUACAAAGCAUUCAAGAGUGAUAGUUCCAUUAAUUUUAUGGCAUUUUUUUUCGUAUUUUUCUUUCAACUUGUUGUUACUAGUGUACAAGGUAUUGGAAUCCCUGGAGCCGGCACUUGUGGUUUAAUAAAAGCGAUAUCAUCAUUUGAUGGUACUGGUAAAGGUACAUUUGUUGGUAUACUUAUAUUAAUGAUUGCUGUCGCUUAUGGUAUUGCGGCUGCUGGUGAUCUUUUAAUGUUAACGAAGAUACAUCGUAUUUAUCGUUCGUCUGGUGCAAGCAUGUCUAAAGCACAGCAAGAAUUCACAACAACAUUCUUAAGAAACGAGCAUGUACAAACAGCCGCUGGUAAUGUUGCUGCAAGUGCUGUCCGUGCACAGAUGCAAGCUAAUACAACACAGCCGCGUUAUUGAGAUAAAUAAAAAUAUUAAUUUAAUUUGAACUAAACAUUGCAAACUUUAAUUAAUAUAUAUACAAAUUUAAACUUUAACAUCCUGCCUUUUACAAGCAAAAACAUUUAAAUACUUUAAAUAGUUAUCUUUUUGAAUGUUUAAAUAAAAAUAUAUAUUCUUUUUAA